Messenger RNA from Schistosoma haematobium, 2079 nucleotides. RefSeq lists its product as uncharacterized. Gene Ontology annotation, biological process: Ras protein signal transduction; epidermal growth factor receptor signaling pathway. The transcript is spliced from 7 exons. Lineage: Eukaryota; Metazoa; Platyhelminthes; Trematoda; Strigeidida; Schistosomatidae. Gene Ontology annotation, molecular function: GTPase activity; GTP binding; GDP binding. The coding region runs from base 112 to 666 and encodes 184 amino acids. Gene Ontology annotation, cellular component: plasma membrane. The record is from RefSeq and is a predicted model, not a curated record.
GUUGAACUGUGCUUACUGUAGAUUCAUUCGAUAUUAUUCUCAAUUGUUAUGUUUCACACUUCAAGGCCAUCCGGGCCUUUGGCGUAAUUCGUUCGUGCUUGGUAAUUUCUUAUGACUGAGUACAAGUUAGUUGUUGUUGGAGCUGGUGGAGUUGGCAAAAGUGCUCUUACUAUCCAGCUUAUUCAGAAUCAUUUUGUUGAGGAAUAUGACCCAACGAUAGAGGACUCUUACAGAAAACAGAUGGUCAUUGAUGGAGAAAUAUGCUUGUUAGAUAUCUUAGAUACCGCUGGGCAAGAGGAAUACAGUGCAAUGCGAGAUCAGUAUAUGCGUACUGGAGAGGGAUUUUUAUGCGUAUUUGCCGUGAACAACUCCAAGAGCUACGAUGAUAUAAAUCAAUAUCGAGAGCAGAUCAAAAGAGUUAAAGAUGCCGACGAAGUUCCUAUGGUUCUUGUCGGAAACAAAGUUGACCUCACGAAUCGCAGUGUUUGUACAGAGGAGGCAAAAUCCUUAGCCCACUCUUAUAAUAUCCCGUAUGUUGAGACCUCCGCCAAGACCAGACAAGGUGUGGAAGAUGCGUUUCAUAAACUUGUCCGGGAGAUCAGAAAAUCUAAAGAGAAGAAGGGAAAAGAUCGUAAAAAGCGCAAACGAAAAUGUUGUAUACAAUAAAUUAACCACUAUGUUAUAUUGGGCGCCAGUGGGCUUUAUUUAAAAACUGGAAUUUAAUUUCAAAGCGUCUGAAUAAUGAUUAUAAUAGCUAUAUUUGUGAACUGGCCUUCAUCAGUAUCCGGUCUUCAUAAACUCUUCAUCUGAUUUAGCAUAAUUCCACAUCUGCUCUAGCAGUUUUACUAAAAAGUUACUUUAAAUAAUUGUUUUGUACGUAAUUACGUACACAAACAUACAAGUGUUUUAAAACUUAACUUGUUUGGGCUUUUGUAUGAAUUUUGUUUUCCUUUCGAUAUAUAUAUAUAUAUAUAUAUAUAUAUAUAUAUAUAUAUAUAUAUAUAUAACAAUGAGAUUUUAGAUAUCAUUCUAGGUAAGCUUUCUGCAACUUUUCUACUUUUUCUUAAAAUUAAUCGCGUUCUGUACAUGUUUUCAUCGCGCGACUAAUCUUUUUUGUCAGCCUCCUAUUUGUUUUGAUUCAAUCUGCUGUACACAAUAAGUAGUAAAAAUAACAAUGGCAUUUUUGCACACAUACAAACUCUGACUUUAUUGUUCCCGUUUACUGGUAUUAUUUUUAUUGAUUUCGAUGUUGUUAUGAUUGCUUAAUCUCUGAGUGUACAUAUAUCGAUUCUUCCUUUACUUUAUUUGUCCUCUUGUUUUAUGCAAUAUACGAUUAUGGAAAAUUGGGCAUGUUAAUUAUUUUGAGCUAUGUUUUAGAAAAAUAUAAAACCGUUAGUUGACAUGUUGAGGAAGAUUCAGUCUAUCUUAUCAAGGUCAGUAUCUUUAUAUUCGUACAAAUUAUAUGGAUGUCGAGCCUGACAAAACAUCAGUUGCAUCUUUCUGUUUAUCUGUCAAUCAGCAUUUCCAUAUUGUUUGUUUCUCAACGUGUCAUCCUUAAAUCCAAAAUCAUAUAUAUUUUCCUGAAUUGAAAGUUGCACAACUAAAUAUCAAUUUGUCGGCUCGAUAUAAUAAGUGCUUUUUAUGCACAUGCUGAUAUAUAUUGUUAAAUAUAACAAUUACAAUUAAUUUUAAUGAACCUCUGAAGUAUUGUUAUUUUAUGAAAUCCACUUUUUUCUAGUCAUGAAUACUUCGUUUGUGUGGAACAGUAAGAUAAGUUUUUACCACUAAUUAAUUGGCAGUUAGCGCGUCUUAGCUCACUGUAGUAUUGCAGCUCGUAGUAUGAUCAAUCCAUGUCAUAGGUUUGGCUGACAUGAUUCUAAUAUCUUAUUUUCCGAAGUUCUCUGUAAAAGUCAUGUUACUAAAACAUCGGGUCCUUAAGCAAAAGUGUACUAUUAGAGGUCUUUACGGUUUAAUUCCCAAUCAUUUUGUCUUGAACUUUAUCGUUGAUUAGUAGUAGAUGUAGCUGUUUUAGUUUAACUAGGCAGGUUAUCAGUGUUUACCGUACACACUCGCUCAGGU